Messenger RNA from Chara braunii, 4190 nucleotides. Lineage: Eukaryota; Viridiplantae; Streptophyta; Charophyceae; Charales; Characeae. The record is from the annotation of a GenBank genome assembly.
ACAAUUGUCAAAAACUGAUACCGUUCUGGCAGAAGAAGCGAACAUGGCACCGGUGAAAGCUGCAGCUCUCGAGGACCAUUCGACGAAGAAGAGGGAGGUUCAUCCUGGAAAUGUUCAGGCAUCCAAAGAGAUGAAAAAGGCAGAGGCUCCACAGACAGUUCAAUUGAAACCUCCUGCUGCUUUGGAGGAUUAUCUGGCGAAGAAGAGGGAGGCUCUUUUGCAUGCUCGGGCGCUUCGGCAAGCAAAGAAAUUCGAGACAGAGCAACAUGGACGAGCCACGCGGAAGUAUCAGUGGGGAGGGGUCCCCGUCGGCGGCGUGGAGGUUGAUUACAAGUGGGGGAAACCAGAUGGCAGUCCGUGUUCACGGCCGUUGUGGAAGGAAAGUGAAAUGUCUGAAGAUCUGUCUUUGCCAUUGAUGACUACGAGCAGAAAUCCAAAGAUAAGGAGGAAAGCACCGCUUGACACCAACUUGCAUCGCGCUCAAACAGCUGCAAGAACAAAACAGGUGGCAGAGGGAGUGUCUAUGUCCUCAACUCCUGCUCCAAGCGAGCAUGGCCUGUACUCAGGUGAUGGCGAUGGUGUGUCCGAUGGUGAAAGCAUUACAUCUCCCAAUGAUGAUGACCGGGACUUGCCCGUUGUCGCCAAGUCCACCUCUCCCUCUCCUGAGCAUGCCUGUGAAGCUGGCGGUGGAAAAGCCAGCAGUGUUGGAGCCAAGGAGUUAAAGGACGACGGACCUGUGGCCCAGCAGAGAGACGGUAAAAAAGGUAAUCUGUCUCAAUCAGAUCGACAAAGGACAUCUCACAAAACUCCGGCCGACCAGAACUCAGGAGUGUCUUCAGCAAACCAGUUCCAUGGCUCUUCUUUAGACUCCCGGGUGCGUUUGCCGUCUGACCAGCACUCUAGUGCGAAAAGAGAUGUUGCCGUUGCGGGUGGCCCCAUUUCUGCCGCUCAUCCUCACAGGCGGCGUGAAGGUAUUCAGCCGGGCAGAGAGACACAGGACACAUCACUAAAAGCGAGUGCACAGCAGCUGGACACCACACCAUCUUCCCUUUUCAUGAGGGAGACUAUGGCUUCUGCCGCCAAAAAGAAAGCAAGGCCUGUUUGCCCUCUCUCUAAGAGCCAGAACUGUGGGAAGUCGACAGCGGACAGAACGGCUACACCCUCCAGCAGCAUGACUGCUGUCAGUGCAAACGAGUUGGGAGACGGUCGCCAUGGCCGGACUGUAACGGGGCCAUUACAUGUACCCGCUCAUGAUGAAACAGCCCAUGGUAGACUGGGGAGAUCCGCAAUCUCUGUGGAGGAUACUGCGAAGAGGGAUGGGAAAAAGAAGUCUCCUGUCACAGAUCAGUCAAUGAAGAGGAAAUGUGCAGCUGGCUGUGUGGAGAGGGAAUCUGCGCAGAAGAAAAGUGGUCCAGGCAAUCGGUCGGAGGAAAAAGCCGCCCCAUCGGUCAUAAGGGCUCAGCAGACGGGGGGUGGUGAUGGACAUGUGCAACCCCAAGAGAGGGGUGGAGACAAAAGCAAAUGUGCAAACAAUUUGAAGGCGCAAGUGGGCGAGGGAGGAGGAAAUGGUGGCGACGAAGGGGUUUGUAGGACAGGCAAGGGUAACGUGGAGGAAGAGGAGGAUAGAGUAGAGGGGGUGAAUAAUAAGGUUAUAAUGAACGAAAACAAACGACAGGCCAUCGGGGUCUUGGCAUCAGGGGAUCGAUGUGCUGAAGGUGAUUCAUUUGCGACCCAGCCGACAACUGCGUCCUCCAGUGUUGAUAGCUGCAAUGCAACAAGAGAGAAUGGGGAUGAACAGGUAACGGAGCCCACGGGAACCGAAAUAAUGUCUACAACCGAAGGACCUGGGGUACUGACAUGCAACGGAGAGGGAGGAGGAAGUGAUAUUGAAGAGGAAGGCAGGACCAUGGCAACUGGGGUGAGCAGUGAUCAAGUACGAGAGACUUCUAUGAGGGAGGAUGACGAGGGUUACGAGAAAUGGAGGCAGGUCGAUGGGAAGAAGGAUGCAAAGAGCACAUCAACAAUAACAGCAACCGGAAGCAGUGAGGCGAUUCAUGUGGGUGAAGGGAUAGAGAGGUCUGUAGGGUUGGGUGACCAAGUUACUGACGGUGAUGGGAUGUGUGAAAUAGAGAGGCGAGCAGGCGAGGAAAAGUCAGAGACUGAGAAUAAACAGGAUGCAAAUCUCUUGCCACCACCUCCACCCCCAGGACCUCCUCCUCCACCACCUGUUAUCUGCCGUAAGCCUCUGAUUGUGAAACCAACACCGAGGUGUCCUCCUCCUCCUCCUCCUCUUCCUCCUCCUCCUCCUCCUCCUCGUCCUCGGCAACCGCCUCCGCCACCACCACCACCUCCAGCCAAACUUCCUAUUUCUCAUCCAUGUCCGGUUCAGGACCCAGCACCACCAGAGCCUGCUUCGCAGCCUCUGUCUCCAACCUCUCCACCUCUUGGUCCGGAUCUGCCUGCAUGUCAUAGUCCAUCACCGAAUGCAGUUCAGAUCCCAGCAUCCGAGCCCGCUGCGUCUCCUCUGCCUCAGAACCUACCGUCGGAGCCUGGUUCGCCUUGUCUGCCUAAGAACCAACCAUCAGAGCCUGCUUUGCCUGCUCUGCCUCAGGACCUACCUCCAGAGCCUGCUUCGCUUUCUUUGCCUCCUUCGCCUUCGCCUCUUGGUUUGGAUCUGCAUGUACGUCAGAGUCCAUCACCGGAGCCUCCCUCCAUAUGCACUCCUCCUCUUCCGUCUCCGCUUCUUGUUCCAGCUGCGGUGUCGGUGCCCCCUUCCCCUCUUGCACAUGUUCGCCAUCCGCGUGUCAUUGUGAAUGUAAGGAAGGUAGGGCAGCGGUAUGAUGAUGACGAGUUAAAUUCAGACGGUAUCAACGAGGUUGUGAAAAUGGUGAUCACGAUUGGGACAAGGGAUGAUGGCGAAAGGCAUAUGAAAAGGUCAGAGUGGAGCUCAAGGGGUGGUGAUCUUCAGAGGGCUGAAAGAAAGGAGGCAGUGGCAAAGAAAUCAAGGACGUCGACGGAAAUGGGCGGAAGAAAAGGCAUUGCAGUGGUGGAUGAAGUGAGGAGAAGAGAGCCUGCUGCUGCCUGUGAGCUGGUAGAGAUCGAGGACACAAGAGUAGGUGAUAACCCUCAGGAAGAAAGCAAAAGAGGAGGUGUUCUGGAUCAUCGUACCAACGUAGAAGAAGCUGAUCACCGCAAAGACAGCCAAGGAGUUCUGCCGGAGGCAGAGGAGAAGGUUUGUGAGACAGGAGUAGAUGUCAGCAAGACGAGCUUACCACCCAAGACAUCGGUGAGACGGCAGCCCGCCGAGGCUGUGGGAGGGGAGGAAAAAUGGGAAGGCGCAGUGGCUACUUUCCAAAGGAGCUUCCAGAAAUGGGAGGCUUUUACAAAGCCACCAAAAGGCGCACCGGCGAAACAUUCUGCUCGUAAGGUCCGUCCUAGCAAUGAAGCAGCAACCAAAGUAGACAAGGUCGACCAUGCGAUUCUCACCAGUUCCGUUGGCAGCGCUGUUGGGUCUGAGGGCUCAGUUACCGGGACCGAAUCGGAAUCUCCUGAGGUUGAAAAUGUGGACCAGAGAGAGAUUGCAUCUUCAGAAGCAGAGCCAGAGAGGAGGCUGCUUGUCCCCACGACCGAUGACGCCAUUACUACGGCCACUAAGGACACAGGCUCGGCGGAAAUGUCUGAGGAAAAGUGGGAGGAGGCGAGCAACCAGGGAGAGCUGGAAGGACAGCACCUGCCACUGCCUGAUGGCGUGUCAGGGCCUGAGACAUUCAUUCACUGCCCAGAAUGUAACCGGAAGUUCAAACAUGGUGCCUUCUCGCGACACGUGUUCUUUUGCAACAAGUCUGGUGCUACGACGCGUGCGGCGGCAACAAGGUCACCAAUAUGUACGCGCUCGGGUCGUGAAGAGUCCAGCCAGUUUCCCCGAAGCAAUGUCAGACGGUGCUGAUGGACGGAUCGUUGCCCUGUGAACUCAUGCACAGGGCCAACUGCACAGGAUCACGUGUGCUCUGAUUACCUAUGCUUGGAGAGCCCACAACGAACGAGUCUGAAUGUUGACAAAAUGAUGAUGUCGGACUUGGUUCCGAAGAUUUUGGUCAGUGUUGAUGGUUGUGGGGAUUCUGAGGGGAAGGAGAUAGAACCUCCUAAUUUUUUGUCACUAUCAUCCGCUGGGAUAAAACUGCUGUGAAGAG